CAAUAUACUAGUAGUACUAGUAAUAGUAUAAAGCUUCCACCGCUCUCUCUUCACUCUCACUUUCUUCAAAACAGUAUGAAUCAUCACAACAUGACACCUAUGAAUUUUCAACAACUUCCUCAUCUCUUCCUACAAGAGAUUCCUAUUUUGGGAAACUCCAGUGUAAUGAAGGCUAAUAUUAAGAAGGAAGAGCCUAAAUGUGCACAAAUGACAAUCUUGUAUGAUGGGAAAGUAAUUGUGUUUGAUGAUGUUCCAGCUGAUAAAGCCAAAGACAUCAUGGACUUUUCCACUAAAGGAAUUACUAGUACUUCACAACACCACAAUAACAACUAUGCUUACUCUUCAUUUCUUGCUAGAAAUUCUCUUCAAGACUGUUAUCAAGUACCAUCUAUACCUGCUAUUUAUGAUUUACCGAUGACUAGGAAAGCUUCACUUCAUCGGUUCUUGGAGAAAAGGAAGGAUAGAAUUGCUGCCAAGGCACCAUAUCAAACAAGCAAUCCAACAACCAUUAAUAAACCAAUUGAUGAAUCUAUGACAUGGCUCUCUUUGGCACCACAAUCACCACAACACAAAUCUGAGUGUAGCUCCUCCUCCACCCAUUAACUGGUGUUGUUUCUGUAUGAACUGGAUCAAUCAGCUGUAUGGCCCUCUAUUUUUGUAGGACUGAGUCCUAUACUCACAAAAGUAUGUAUACAUAUUUGUGAUUGUUGUGGCUCAUGCCUAUUAGUAACCAUGAUAAAGGGAAAAUACUUAGUUGUUAGUUCUGACUGAUCCUAAAAAAAGUGUACUACUUGUUUACUUACAUAACUAUUUAUGUGUGUCUGUUUAGUAUUAUUGUUACAGAAAAUGUCCUCUGUCAUUCUUUUUUCGAUAUUCAAUUUGGUAAUGUAACAGGGUUUUUGAAAUCAAGGCGAUCUUUAAUGUAUUUGAUUUGGCUCUCUUGUGCGUGGGUAAUAUGGAAGGAAAGAAACAACAUAAUUUUCAACAAUAAAGAAAGUUCAAUUCCAGCUUUUGGACAACAUUAAGUUGUUUUUUUUCUGAUGGGUGAAGGCAAAAUUUAAGCAUAUUACUUUUGGGUACCAUUGUUGGACCAACCAUUUUGUUUGUUUGGGCAUCGGUUAAUUGCUUUUUAUUGUUGUAUGUGGUAUGCUUUGUUUGUAAAAUUGUGGUAUUUUACUCUAGUA
This is a messenger RNA of Medicago truncatula (barrel medic), 1184 nucleotides long. Its product is annotated as protein TIFY 10a. Gene Ontology annotation, biological process: regulation of defense response; regulation of jasmonic acid mediated signaling pathway; response to wounding. The coding region runs from base 76 to 603 and encodes 175 amino acids. NCBI's taxonomy places the organism in Eukaryota, Viridiplantae, Streptophyta, Magnoliopsida, Fabales, Fabaceae. The transcript is spliced from 5 exons. Gene Ontology annotation, cellular component: nucleus. The record is from RefSeq and is a predicted model, not a curated record.